Molecule: messenger RNA, 573 nt
Organism: Fulvia fulva
Lineage: Eukaryota; Fungi; Ascomycota; Dothideomycetes; Mycosphaerellales; Mycosphaerellaceae
Exons: 1
Coding region: 1-573 (190 amino acids)
Source: RefSeq, a predicted model, not a curated record
AUGGCACAACCUCACGGCACCAGGCCAUGCUUCUUGCUGGAUCUAGCCCCAGAACUACGCAACAUGAUCUACGAACUCAUCCUCUGCGACUCCAGCACAGCUCUCAGCCCAGAUUCCAAGCCCCGAGUAUUGAUCGACAAAGAUACCAUCACCCAACCCCCUCUCCUCCAAACCUGUCUCCAGAUCCGCGCUGAAGCUUCUGGAAUUUACUACUUCGGAAACAGAUUCGAUGUAGUCUGCUUAGGCUUCGACCCAACGGACAUGAUACUGCUCACACGCCAAGCCAAAGACAUCACUAUUUCGGUCAAGGUCCACGACACCCAAACUGCGCCAAAGUGGGCGAACGUAUUCAAAUGGUUGCAGGCGUACUACAACAAUGAAGUUGGAAGACUGGAAGAAGUUUGGGACGCACAUUGUGAGGCACAGCAGUGGAACAGUGUUGCGAAGAUGUUCGAUAUGGUUGAUAUGUUGAAGAACAGACAGAUGCCAUGGAGAGAGAUGGAGAAGGUACUUGAGGUGACGAAGGAUAUUGCGCAGCUGUCUGUAGAUUGGGAGUGGGAGGAGGAGGACUAG